This is a messenger RNA of Anopheles stephensi (Asian malaria mosquito), 651 nucleotides long. Its product is annotated as craniofacial development protein 2-like. The record is from RefSeq and is a predicted model, not a curated record. Gene Ontology annotation, cellular component: nucleus. The coding region runs from base 1 to 651 and encodes 216 amino acids. Gene Ontology annotation, biological process: chromatin remodeling. Lineage: Eukaryota; Metazoa; Arthropoda; Insecta; Diptera; Culicidae. The transcript has a single exon. Gene Ontology annotation, molecular function: catalytic activity.
AUGGACAGCGUAGCUCUACAAGAGAUCCGUUGGUUAGGGAAUGGUGUGCAUAACAGGCGUGGCAGUAGCCGCUACGACAUUUACUUCAGCUGCCACGACCGCCACCAUAUGCUCGGAACGGUUUUCGCCGUCGGUCCGCGGCUGAAAUUCGAAAUCAUAGGCUUCAAGGCUAUCAAUGAUAGGCUAUGCACCCUGCACAUGCGAGGCAGAUUCUUCAACAUCAGCCUCAUCAACGUUCAAGCUCCUACCGAAGACAAGGAUGAAGAGCAGAAGAACCUGUUCUACGGCCGCCUCACAAAAAUCAUUGACCAGUGUCCCAAGCAUGAUGUUGAAAUCAUCCUGGGGGACUUCAAUGCAAACGUCGGUAGAGAGCCAAUGUACCGCCAAUACAUUCGAAGUCACAGCCUACAUGAGCACAGUAACGACAAUGGUAGUAGAUUGGUCCAGUUUGCAGCUGCAAACAAUCUGGUUGUGGGAAGUACCAAGUUUGCGCGCCGAGAGGGGUACAAAGCUACGUGGGUGCCCGCGGAUGAAGUCACUUCCAAUCAGAUAGACCACGUGUUGAUUAGCCGCCGAAGACAGUCGAGCUUGUUGAACGUCAGAACGUAUCAAGGGACCAACAUCGAUUCCGAUCACUAUUUGAUUGGCUAA